Messenger RNA from Gasterosteus aculeatus aculeatus (three-spined stickleback), 2729 nucleotides. RefSeq names its product dnaJ homolog subfamily A member 2. Gene Ontology annotation, biological process: response to heat; protein folding. Gene Ontology annotation, molecular function: Hsp70 protein binding; ATP binding. NCBI's taxonomy places the organism in Eukaryota, Metazoa, Chordata, Actinopteri, Perciformes, Gasterosteidae. The record is from RefSeq and is a predicted model, not a curated record.
CGUGGGAAGAUAACAGCAACAGCAACGCAAUUACAGCCCGUUUCUGCAAUAAUAUGGGUGCUGUUUGGUGACAUCUUUUUUUUCCCGAGUGGGUGUUUGUCGUAGUAUCUGGCAACCCCGGACACCCGCAGCCGUUGGUCCUUGCGUCGGUUCCUCUCUCCGCUGAAGCUCCGCAGAAGGUCUUUCUGUGUAGCCGGCUAGCAUCAUGUCGAACGUUGUGGACACGAAGCUAUACGACAUCCUCGGAGUUUCACCGUCUGCCUCUGAAAAUGAACUGAAGAAGGCCUACCGCAAACUGGCCAAAGAGUACCAUCCUGACAAGAACCCUGAUGCUGGAGACAAGUUUAAAGAGAUCAGUUUUGCAUAUGAGGUGCUGACAAACCCGGAAAAGAAGGAGCUUUAUGAUCGUUAUGGAGAACAGGGCCUACGAGAGGGAGGAGGCGGUGGGCCUGGCAUGGACGAUAUCUUCUCUCACAUUUUUGGCGGAGGACUGUUUGGCUUCAUGGGGGGGCAGGGCAGAGGACGCAAUGGAGGCAGGAGAAGAGGAGAAGAUAUGGUACAUCCUCUGAAAGUUUCUCUUGAAGAUGUCUACAAUGGCAAAACCACCAAACUGCAGCUUAGUAAGAAUGUGCUGUGUGCUGCCUGUAAUGGUCAAGGGGGUAAGGCAGGAGCAGUCCAGAAGUGUGUGGCAUGCAGAGGACGAGGUAUGAGAAUCAUGAUUAGACAGCUGGCGCCUGGGAUGGUUCAACAGAUGCAGUCAGUCUGCACAGAUUGCAAUGGAGAAGGUGAGGUGAUAAAUGAGAAGGACCGCUGCAGAAAAUGUGAGGGUCACAAGGUGUGCAAGGAGACUAAGCUUCUUGAGGUGCAUGUGGACAAAGGCAUGAGACACGGACAGAAGAUCACAUUCUCUGGGGAAGCUGACCAAGCACCAGGGGUCGAACCAGGAGACAUAGUCCUGGUGCUGCAAGAGAAAGAACAUGAGGAAUUCCGCCGUGAUGGCAGUGACCUUCACAUGGUCCAACGUAUCGGUCUGGUUGAGGCUCUGUGUGGCUUCCAGAUGACCGUUGCCCACCUUGAUGGACGUCAGCUGCUUGUCAAAUAUCCACCUGGCAAGGUCAUUGAGCCAGGUUCUAUUCGAAUGGUGAAGGGAGAAGGAAUGCCUCAGUACAGAAACCCAUUUGAGAAGGGAGACCUUUACAUCAAGUUUGACGUCCAAUUCCCUGAAAACAACUGGAUUAGCCCAGAGAAACUGAAUGAACUCGAGUGCUUACUGCCUGCUCGUGCGGAGAAUCCUGUUAUUGCAGCAGAUGCGGAGGAAGUUGAUCUUACUGAAUUUGACAAGAGUCAAGGGUCAGGUGGAGCCAGGAGAGAGGCCUACAAUGAUAGUUCUGAUGAGGAAGGGGGGCAUCAUGGCCCGGGGGUGCAGUGUGCACACCAAUAGAAAGACUCAUGCAUUAAAACAUGCACAUUACAGACGCAUUUCUUGAGUCCCAAUGCGAACAUCUUUCAACACUUCCCACACAUACAUGUUGAUUUCUCUCCUUUCAUGAUUUGCAUGAAAAGAGGUAUACACAAAUACAGAUACACUAUAUCAACCCUCCUCAGUUCCAUUGUGCCCAUAAGUCAGAGAUAUGCUGGACGUCUGAUGACUAUUUCGUGUUUAUGGACAGUAGUGCUCAUCAGUCUCCAGCAAGAAGGUUCACUGAAUGAACUUGAUUGGAUCGCUCUCUUUUCAUCCUCCUGCUUUUACCUUUCACUGUGCGAAACACCAGUCUAUUGUAUAAAAUGCAAAUAUUGUUGACUUUCUUGUAUACAGUGUAGUUUAGUCUGUCACACACAUACACACACACGCGCGCAUGCUGCUUUCUUGCCGAAUGAUCUUCCACAUGUAGAUCAAGGGUCCGGAUAGGACACUACAGAGAAACCUGACAUCACACCUGUUUGAGUUUCAGCGCGUCACUACUAUCGCAGGGCCUUGGUAUAAAGAGGGCUAAUUUAAUUACAGCCCUAAAAGUGCGUCCUUUUGAAAAUGCAACUGUUUCAGACAGUUGAGUCCCCAGCUGUCACAUUGCUGAAAUGUAAUCGCCCCAGACUAAAACACCCGUCAGCCAGGCACCAUGUUUUCUUAGUUUGAUCUUGUUUGUUUCAACGAUCGUUUGUUUGAGAGUUGCAAAUUGCUCAUUUGACUUGAGGACACACUUGUAUACUUUGUUUGUAAUGCAGCUGCUCUCCGUGUGAGCUGCUGUGGAAUGUUCUGGCUUAUUAGAGUGAUAGAUAUUCCUGCUUUGUGUUGGACUGCAGUGUUCGUGGAAUCUGAAUAGUGGCAAUUGAAGAGGGGGGGAAAAAAAACAGAAUGUUUAUUUGCUGAGAAUUCUUCCCAUGUAGAUAUUUUCCCUCUACUGGGCCCGCAGCAAACCUCUGUAUUAUACGUAUCUUCCCACCGUAGACUUGUUAGCCAAACUUAGAUCCUUUGCCAUGUUACAAUAUUCCCAUAGAUCUGUAAAUAAAUAAAGCCCCUGUCCAUAGGUGCAUUUAAAGUCUACAGCGGUCUCCUUGUGACGAGACCUCUUUAAACUCUUAACGUGCACUGUUGCGACUUAAUGUGUAUUUAAUUAUAGCCACUUAAUUAAAUACAAUGUGUACACAACUAAAGGGGGUCAUUGUUAAAUGACGUUAAUGUUGAUGCUUACGUUUGUCAAGAUAACUGUAUAAUAAACAGUCAAUUAAAA